CGGACGCCCGUUUUCGUAACUCACUAAUGUUCCGUUACAGUUUUCUCAAAAUCGUUUCGUUUAAAAGAAUUUUUCAAUCGAUAACAGAAAGUAGUCAUUAAAAUUAAAUUAUCGAUAGUGAGACAUCACUAGUGUGAUUAAAAACGUACAUUUCUGUACGAUAACUCGAUGUGUCGAUAAAAACAUCGAUAGAAUAGCAAUCGCGUGUAUCACCGGCGUCAACAAUGUAGCCAUAGUGACGUUACUGUUGACAAUUUGACAGUUUGGUAAUGUUAAACCAUUUUUACGAGUCCCAAUUAUGAUUUCCGAAGUAAAAAAUGUGCGGUGUUGGCGUGUUUUGAGAUUACUUUGAGAGAUUUGUGGUGAUUUUUGUGUACGUUACAACAUCACCUUUAAAAAUGGGAAAUGGAAUGAAUAAGGUCCUGCCUGGGCUGUACGUGGGCAACUACCGGGACUCCAAGGACCCCGUACAGCUUGACAAGUACAAGAUUACUCACAUCCUGUCCAUACAUGAUGCUGCCCGUAGACUGCAUUCCGAUAAACAUUAUCUUUGUAUAAUGGCGUCGGACUCACCAGAACAGAAUCUCACGCAGUACUUCAGUUUAUGCAACGAUUUCAUACACGCCGCGCGACUCAGAGAUGGAAAUGUUCUUAUACAUUGUUUAGCGGGUAUGUCUCGCAGUGUUACGGUUGCGGUGGCAUACAUAAUGUCGGUGACACCCCUAACAUGGCGUGAAGCACUCAAGGUGGUGCGUGCAGGCCGCGCAGUUGCCAACCCUAACCUCGGUUUCCAGAGGCAACUGCAAGACUUCGAAACAUAUAAAUUAGUUGAGGAAAGGCGACGUCUUAAAGAGCGGUAUCCAUCGUUGGCGCUAGCGGACAGCGACCUGGCGGAGUGUCGCGUCAUGCUGGACUCAUAUCAGCUUAUGCUGCGCCAAAAGACCAUCUGCGAGGGCAAGUGUGCUAUGGGUCGACAGUGUCCUACUGGUGUGUGCAGGACGGGAUCAAAACGUCAGCCGCGCUCGCGCCGUCCGUCCGCCGCGGGAGGCGGGCCAGGAGGCGGGGAGCCGGGCGCAGGGGGCCUAACGCGCUCACCCUCCACCCUCUCCACUACAUCUACCACAUCUGGCUACAGGCCGCGCUCCUCCCCCGCAGGACUCUAUAGUUACACUGGACCCACAUCGAGACCGACUAGGUCGACCUCAGGGUUGAGCGUGACGCGCGUGCGGGACGCUGUCGGUGGGGGCACCGCCAUGGCUGUAGGAGGCUCCGAGUACUCCCGUCGCCGAGCUGCCUCCGCGCCGGCCACUCCCGCACUCUCCCCUGCCUCUUCCCCGCCGGCCUCCCCGCACAGGGCGCCGCAUAGAAAAGCCUGCGCUUGGAUCAUACCUUCUGUGAAAUGGAUGGACUCUGAAGACGAUUUGUAGGUCUCGACCUACACAGCGGUGUUCGUAGCAGGCCGCCAGAUGUCGCACCACAUCCGCCCACAACCGCACAAGAAUUAAUUUAAUUAUUAAGUAUUGUAUAUUACGAUACACGAUUCUAUUUGACAUGCACUCGCUCAAACUUACAUCAGCUGAAGCUUAUUAAAUCAGAUAAGCUUGAUUAAAUAUUUACACCCUGUACAGUCGCGGAAAACCUCGGUGCUGCAAUUAAAAAAAAUAUCUUGUUUCUUCCAACGAGACAAACUUCGACCCGUUUUAUAAAUUAACAAUAGGUAAGUGAGUUACGCAAACGACGGAACAGUGAAAAAAAAAUUAGUCGUGUAUCACACAUUAUGAGGAGCGGUCAAAUGACUGUCGCUUUUAAGGAGGAACACCGCCAAUUUCCUCGACUGUACCAGUUGGUUUCGAUUGCAAUGAUACUUGAUUUAAUACAUAAUGUUAUCUCUGUUUAAUCAAAGAGAAUGUAAGAGAUGGCAAUAUGUAUUAUUACAAUGAUCAGUGCAGUGAAUUUCUGGGCUAUGAUGUAUGGAAAUUAAACUUCAUUUAUAAUUGCCAACUUUGGUACAAGUGAAGUUUGUUGGUUAUUUUGAAUGAUAGUUUGUGAAAAUAAUCUGUUAUUAUAAAAUUACAAAACAUAUUUUCUGGAAAGUACAGUCGCUAACAAGACCCAUUAUCGUAAAUUUCAAAAA
Molecule: messenger RNA, 2134 nt
Organism: Papilio xuthus (Asian swallowtail)
Lineage: Eukaryota; Metazoa; Arthropoda; Insecta; Lepidoptera; Papilionidae
Product: dual specificity protein phosphatase 22
Exons: 9
Coding region: 399-1427 (342 amino acids)
Biological process (GO): signal transduction; protein dephosphorylation
Cellular component (GO): cytosol
Molecular function (GO): protein tyrosine phosphatase activity
Source: RefSeq, a predicted model, not a curated record